Zasmidium cellare ATCC 36951 is the source of this 906-nucleotide messenger RNA. RefSeq lists its product as uncharacterized. Gene Ontology annotation, molecular function: hydrolase activity; carboxy-lyase activity. The transcript has a single exon. The record is from RefSeq and is a predicted model, not a curated record. NCBI's taxonomy places the organism in Eukaryota, Fungi, Ascomycota, Dothideomycetes, Mycosphaerellales, Mycosphaerellaceae. The coding region runs from base 1 to 906 and encodes 301 amino acids. Gene Ontology annotation, cellular component: cytosol; cytoplasm. Gene Ontology annotation, biological process: secondary metabolic process.
AUGUCUCGGCCUCUGAUUGAUACUCACCAUCAUUGGGUAAAGGACUUCUAUACCAAGGGUAGAACAUACCAUUGCAUGAACAUCGUACACAAGCUGACGGCACCUGGCGCAUGCAUCGUCAAGAGCCGAGAAGGACGGAGCAAACUGGCGCGACAGGCGAACGAGUACUGUGCUAAGAUCCGUGACGCCGAGCCAGAUAAAUACGGCUUCUUCGCAUCCCUGCCGUCGCUCAUGGAUAAGCAAGACGCUUUGGACGAGAUAGCAUAUGCCCUCGACACGCUGAAGGCCGAUGGCAUCACGCUGUUCACCAGAUACGGCCAGGACAAUCACUAUCUUGGACAUCCUGACUUCAAAGAGAUUUGGGACGAGCUGGACCGUCGUGAGGCCGUCGUCUUCGUCCACCCAACGCAUCCAGUCGACACACACCUUGUCAAUCCGGAGAUGCUACAGCCAAUGCUGGUCUACCCAUUCGAGACAACACAGACAGCCGUCGAUAUGAUGCUGAACGGCGUCAUCCAAAGCCACCGCAAAGUCAAAGUAAUCCUCUCGCGCGCAGGAGGCAUGUUACCCUGGAUCGUCACUCGCCCAGCAAGUAUCUGGCCCAAUGGGUCAGACGAGCAGAAGAAGUUCCUUGAUGGGUUCAAGAGGUUCUACUACGACACUGCCAUUUCGCUCAGCCCGAGCGUGCUCGGUCUUCUGGAAGGGUUCGUCAAGUCGGGACAUCUGGAGGCUGAUCAUGUUUUGUUUGGUUCGGAUUAUCCGUAUGCGAGUCAGACGAUUAUUGCGAAUCAUACACCGGGGCUGGAGAGUUAUUCUUUUGAGAAGAGUGAGCUCAUGGAUGGGAUUGCGUAUAAGAAUGCGCUGAAGUUGUUCCCGAGUUUGGCGCAGUAUAUCAAGACAGAAUAA